AUGGAGAGAGAAAAGAUACAGUUCCGUAAACUCUUUAUUGGUGGCUUAAGUUUUGAAACCACAGAGGACAGUUUAAGAAACUACUACAGGCAAUGGGGAAAACUCACAGAUUGUGUGGUUAUGAGGGAUUCUGCAAGCAAAAGAUCAAGAGGAUUUGGUUUUGUAACUUUCUCAUCCAUGGCUGAGGUUGAUGCUGCCAUGGCUGCAAGACCUCAUUCCAUUGAUGGGAGAGUGGUUGAGCCAAAACGAGCUGUAGCAAGAGAGGAAUCUGGAAAACCAGGGGCUCGUGUGACUGUGAAGAAGCUGUUUGUUGGCGGAAUUAAAGGAGAUACCGAGGAACACCACCUUAGAGAUUACUUUGCAGGAUAUGGAAAAAUUGACACCAUUGAGAUAAUUACGGAUAGGCAGUCUGGAAAGAAGAGAGGCUUUGGUUUUGUGACUUUUGACGACCAUGAUCCUGUGGACAAAAUUGUAUUGCAAAAAUACCACACCAUCAAUGGUCAUAAUGCAGAAGUGAGAAAGGCUUUGUCUAGACAAGAAAUGCAGAAAGUUCAAAGUUCCAGGAGUGGAAGAGGAGGCAACUUCAGAGGAAGAUCUGAUGGAUAUGGAAGCAGACGUGGAUUUGGGGAUGGCUCUAAUGGAUAUGGAAGAGGAGCUGGACGUGGCAAUUUUAGAGGUAGUCCUGGUUAUGGAGGAGGAAGAGGAGGCUAUGGUGGUAGAGGACGUGGAUAUGGAAACCGGGGUGGGGGCUAUGGAGGUGGUUAUGACAAGUAUGGAGGAGGAAAUUAUGGAAGUGGAAGUUAUAAUGAUUUUGGAAAUUAUAACCAGCAACCUUCUAAAUAUAGGCUAAUGAAGAGCGGAAACUUGGGUAGCAGGAACAUGGCGCRACCACGUGGUCGAGGAAAUUAUGGUCCUGGAGGAAGUGAGGGUUAUGAUGGGAGGAACCGAUUCUGA
This is a messenger RNA of Urocitellus parryii (Arctic ground squirrel), 954 nucleotides long. Lineage: Eukaryota; Metazoa; Chordata; Mammalia; Rodentia; Sciuridae. The record is from RefSeq and is a predicted model, not a curated record.